Molecule: messenger RNA, 945 nt
Organism: Mesocricetus auratus (golden hamster)
Lineage: Eukaryota; Metazoa; Chordata; Mammalia; Rodentia; Cricetidae
Gene: Ovol3
Product: ovo like zinc finger 3
Exons: 4
Coding region: 200-889 (229 amino acids)
Biological process (GO): epidermal cell differentiation; regulation of transcription by RNA polymerase II
Cellular component (GO): nucleus
Molecular function (GO): DNA-binding transcription factor activity, RNA polymerase II-specific; RNA polymerase II cis-regulatory region sequence-specific DNA binding
Source: RefSeq, a predicted model, not a curated record
UCUCUCCAUCCCUAGGAGCAGCCUAGGCUCUUCUCUCAAGCCUCAGGGGAGGGGGGUCCCUCUAGUGCCUCAGCCCCUGGCGAUUGCAGAGUUCCUUGGAAGCCUGGCCCCUACAGGGAAGGAGUCAUAACGGCAGGCCCCAGAGCAGAGGUAACUAGAGCCUGUUAAGGCUGCUCCCCAGGCUUGUCCCAAAAUUUGCAUGGAGAGAAUGAGGCUCCUCCGUGGGUCGCUCUGGAUUGUUCUGGGGCUGAGGCCUGACAGGCAGCAUAUAGGGGAGGCAGUCAGCCCUGAGAGGAGCUACUGCGCCAUCCUGAAAGCAAUGCCCAGGGUCUUCCUCGUGAGGAGCCGGCGUCCACAGCCACCGAACUGGAGCCGUCUGCCUGACCAGCUCAGGGGAGAUGCCUACAUCCCAGACUGCUGCAGCCUGGCGGUGCCACCGGGGCACAGAUCUCCUGGCCAGAGAGACACUUGGGCAGUGUCCUCACAGGGAACCCUGACCUCUGCUCCCAGGGCCCCGGGGACACUUGGCUGCCCACUUUGCCCCAAGGCUUUCCCGCUGCAGCGUAUGCUGACGCGGCACCUCAAAUGCCACAGCCCAGCACGCCGCCACGUGUGCCAUUGCUGUGGUAAGGGCUUUCACGACGCCUUCGACCUCAAGCGCCACAUGAGGACCCACACUGGCAUCCGGCCGUUCCGCUGCGGAGCUUGUGGGAAAGCUUUCACCCAGCGCUGCUCGCUUGAAGCUCAUCUUGCCAAGGUGCACGGGCAGCCAGCCAGCUACGCUUACCGGGAGCGCAGGGAGAAGCUGCACGUCUGCGAAGACUGUGGCUUCACCAGCUCUCGGCCUGACGCUUACGCACAGCACCGCACGCUCCACCGCACAACCUGAUGGCGCCCGCGGCUUGCUACCCGCGGGGACAAAUAAACACGGGAGACGCCAGUGUA